Photinus pyralis (common eastern firefly) is the source of this 1335-nucleotide messenger RNA. RefSeq names its product alkaline ceramidase. Gene Ontology annotation, biological process: ceramide metabolic process. The transcript has 5 exons. Bases 133 to 981 code for a protein of 282 amino acids. Gene Ontology annotation, molecular function: hydrolase activity, acting on carbon-nitrogen (but not peptide) bonds, in linear amides. Gene Ontology annotation, cellular component: membrane. The record is from RefSeq and is a predicted model, not a curated record. NCBI's taxonomy places the organism in Eukaryota, Metazoa, Arthropoda, Insecta, Coleoptera, Lampyridae.
UUUGUCAUUUUAUAAACAAAGAGAUUCUAAAAAUAAAUCUUGCUUUUCUUUUGCUUAUAUUUUGAGUUCAACGUACACAAGGUUUUCUGGCUCUUGUGGGUUUCUAGUUUGAAGUGGUAAGACGCGCCGAAGAUGCCUUCCUUUCCUCUUAGUUUAGAACAAACUCUUCUCACUAAAAUGUGGGCAACAUUAGAACCUGGAAGUUCUCCUAUCGAUUGGUGUGAAGGCAACUAUAAAUUCUCGCCAUUAAUUGCAGAGUUUGUAAACACUUUCAGUAACAUCAUAUAUGUGGUACUACCACCUCUGCUAAUGCAUCUUUUUCGUGGCUAUGGAAAACUUGUUAAUCCCGGAAUUCACCUUAUAUGGGUAAUUCUUAUUGUCAUUGGACUGAGUUCGGCUUACUUUCAUGCUACUUUAAGUUUAGUUGGACAGUUGUUGGAUGAAGUAGCGAUACUGUGGGGAUUUUUCGUUGCAUUUUCAAUGUUUCUUCCAAGAAGACUGUUCCCGUCAUUUAUUGGAAAUGAUAGACAUAAUCUGUUUUUAGCCGCAAUCUGUCUAUGUGUAGUAGCCACUGUGUUGGCAGUUGUACAACCAGCAAUAAAUGCUUUUGCACUUAUGUGCCUGGGAAUUCCAUCUGUUAUAUUGCUAUUUCAUGAAAUGAACAGAGUUAGGGAUAUGAGGGUGUACAGAUUAGGUGUUCGUUGCGCUGCAAUGUGGGCCGUUGCUGUAUUUUGCUGGGUUAAUGAUAGACUACUGUGUGAAGCAUGGUCUUCGAUUAACUUUCCUUACUUGCAUGGCUUGUGGCAUGUAUUUAUAUUCCUCGCUUCCUAUACUGCAUGCGUUUUGUUCGCCUACUUCUCUGUCAAAGAAGAAAAGCCUCAUGAAAAGGCGACACUAAAAUAUUGGCCAAAGAAUGAUUUUGAGCUCUGCGUGCCGUACGUUUCAAUUAAAUCUCACGAUAAGGACUUAAACGAUAUUUAAUUGUAUCAAAAUUAAUGUGAUUGCAAUUAGGAGAAGUUUGUAUGUGAUUUUAUGCCAAAAUUGUACAGCCAAAUAUUUUUAUACGAAACAUUUAGAGAAUCUAAUAUUUUUCAGAAGUGUAUUGCAAUUACGAUAGCGUAGGAUUUUAUAUCUGUGGUAUGACUUAUUAUUUCGUAAGUGAAUUGUCCAAGAGUCAUUGUGUUUGUCUUAUAAACUCAUUUCUGGCUUUUGUUACAUGUUCUGAAAUGAUCUUUAGGUACUACAGCAAUAGUUUUAAUUUCAAUUUAAUUUAUUGUUAAUACUAAGUAACGAAUGUGUUAGUAGAAUACUCGUAAUAAAUUAAACUAAAUCUUA